UGAGGGUGGGGGAGAAGGUGUGUUUUCAUCCAAUGAACAUGGCUCGUCUGAAUUCUGCGGGCCAACACCACAUCCGUGUGCCUAAUCAUCUUCAACUUUACUGCCCGUUUGCCUAUAUAUUCUGCGCUUCCUGUGUAGUCCUUACCCGCGAUGAGCUGUAAUUGACACACUUGUUCUAAGCUCUUCACCGGGGAGAUGGGAAGGCGCUCGGCUCAAGCUCCCCGUAAAUGUGAGAGGACGUAAGCGUGUGGUGAACUGAGGCCUGCUAUGUGACGCCUUUUGCUCGCCGUACAGCUCUCUCCUUGAGCAUUUCCUUUCAGAGAAAGUGGAGGCGUCGAGAAGGUUAUUUCAAGAGCCCCCCUCGAAAAGCUGAUUCACGUAUAUGCACCAUGAACGAACCAACUUCUAGCGGAAGUGGACAAGACUUUGAUGUAUUUAGUGUAAUGGACUGGAAGGAUGGAAUUGGUACCUUGCCUGGAAGUGAUCUUAAGUUUCGUGUAAAUGAAUUUGGUGCCCUGGAAGUAAUCACUGAUGAAACAGAAAUGGAAAGUGUUAAGAAGGCUACAGCUACCACAACCUGGAUAGUGCCAACUGCUCAAGAAGCCUUCUCAGAGAAGAUAGAAGUACCACCAAAACUGAAGGAAACUGCCAAAGUGGGUGGGCUUCAUGUCUGCGAAAAUUGUUUUCACUCUGGAACCACAGUGGAGCUUGUAGCUGGAGAAAUACCUUGCAGCCAAAAAUGCACACAUCAGAUAAACAAAGAGCAAAGGGAGAACAAAGACAUACUAGAAUUCAGUGAUGAAGACUCUUCUAAGGGAACUCAAAAAAGAAAAACCAAAUCGCCUCCAAAGGGAGAAUGUAUGGAGGACAAAGUCAAGAAGGACGAGGAAGCAGAGGAGAAAUCUGAAGGGAGGAUACUAAGAGUCUCUCAGAGAGCCACACGAAAAAGGAAAAGAGAAAUGGCAGUUCUGAAACAGACUUUGAUGUCAAAGGGAAAGAAAAUAUGGAGUUGGUCUUCAUAUUUGGAAGAAGAAAAGGCUAUAGCAGCACCUCCUAAGAUUUUUAAAGAGUACCAGUCCUUCCCAUACAACAAAAAUGGAUUCAAAGUUGGAAUGAAACUGGAAGGAGUGGACCCCGAGCACCAGUCAAUGUAUUGUGUGCUUACAGUAGCUGAGAUUUGUGGCUACAGAAUAAGACUUCACUUCGAUGAGUACCCAGAUUGUUAUGAUUUUUGGCGGAAUGCUGAUUCUUCUGAUAUUCACCCAGUUGGCUGGUGUGAAAAAACAGGACACAAGCUUCAUUCACCAAAAGGAUAUAAAGAAGAUGAAUUUAAUUGGCCUUCAUAUCUGAAGAAAUGCAAGGCUCAAGCUGCUCCUAAAUCCUUGUUUGAAAACCAAAACACAACGGUGAUUCCAUCAGGAUUUCGAGUAGGAAUGAAGCUUGAAGCAGUAGACAAAAAGAACCCUACAUUCAUAUGUGUUGCUACGGUAACUGACAUUGUGGACAGUCGUUUCCUGGUUCAUUUUGACAACUGGGAUGAGAGUUAUGACUAUUGGUGUGAAGCGGCUAGUCCACAUAUUCAUCCAGUUGGCUGGUGUAAAGAACACAGAAAAACUCUUGUAACCCCUCCAGACUAUCCACAUGCUAAACAUUUUUCUUGGGAGAAGUAUUUGGAAGAAACCAGUUCUUUACCUGCACCUGCCAGGGCUUUUAAAGUGAAACCUUCUCAUGGAUUCCAGAAGAAUAUGAGACUUGAAGUAGUUGACAAGAGGAAUCCUGUACUUAUCAGGGUAGCCGCUGUGGUAGAUACUGAUGACCACAGAAUUAAAAUCCACUUUGAUGGCUGGGAUAGCAUUUUUGAUUAUUGGAUCGAUGCAGAUAGCCCUGAUAUCCAUCCUUCAGGCUGGUGUGGGAAAACCGGACAUCCUCUUCAGCCCCCUCUUAGUCCUUUGGAGUUAGUAGAAGCUUUAGAACAAGGAGGAUGUCCUACAGCAGGCUGCAAAGGAGUUGGACACAUAAAAAGAGCCAGACACAUGGGCCAUCACAGUGCUCUCAGCUGCCCGUAUUCUGAGAUAAAUCUGAACAAAGAACAUAUCUUGUCAGACCGCUUAAGUGGAGAGAUGCCUCUGAAUAAUCCAUCUAUGCAUUGGAACCGAAAGCCAGAAGUAAAUGAAAGAUCUCCAUCUCCAGUAAUCAAUAAUAGAAAAUGUCCUAGUCCCACUGACUUGAAAUCUUCAGCUCAUCUCUAUUCAUCAAAGCAGGAAGAAACAGAGGUGAAACCUCUUUGCAAAAAGCCUCUAAUGUGUGAUGUCAAAGAAAAGAAUUACAGGGGAUGCCAGGCAACCAAGGAUUUUGCUAAGAGAGAUAGUUGUGCGGGAAGGAAGAUGGAAAGUGAAGAGUCAUCUCUAAAUGAAGCCAAAGACAUUAAAGAAUCCAGUAGCAGAAGUUCCCAUCCUCAACCCAAGUUGAUGGUUCCACCCUUUCCAUUGCGGUGGGAACAGCAGAGUAAGCUCCUUCCUACUGUGGCUGGAAUCCCUGCCAGUAAAGUUUCCAAGUGGAGCACAGAUGAGGUCUCAGAGUUCAUACGGAGUUUGCCAGGCUGUGAGGAACAUGGCAAGGUGUUUAAAGAUGAACAGAUCGAUGGAGAAGCUUUCCUUCUAAUGACCCAAGCAGAUAUAGUCAAAAUAAUGAGCAUUAAACUAGGACCAGCCCUAAAAAUCUUCAACUCAAUCCUGAUGUUCAAGGCUGCUGAUAAGAACUCACAUAAUGAACUCUGAUGGAAAAAUGACUACAGGACAGGUCUCUCUAUUGCAGCUCAUGUUUUAUUCAAAGCACAAAAACUCCAAAGGAUCAUCGAGGAAGAACUCUCCCUGGGGAAGAAGAAGGGGUGGAGUGUAGAUAUUCUCAAAGAGCCAAACCAAACAAACACUUCUGAGAAGUGCUUAAGCUUUUUAGCAAGAUACUCUUUUUAGGUACUUAAUGUUUAUCUGUUGAUGGCUCUAAUUCUCCCACAACUAGCCACCCUUAAUUUGAUUGGAAACCCAUUAACUAAGUUAACAUGUUAAAAUUAUAGAAAUAUUACCUUUUUCUAAGGAGUCACAAAAUAUGUACUUCAAGAAUUUAUUUAUUCACUUUAGUGCAUUCCUUUGUAUCAUUUCACCCUUUUUUAAAAAAAUUCUUCACAAUUUAAAAACAAGCAGGCUACAAUUAAUGGAGACUGUUAACUUCUUAAUUUUGCACUGCAUCUCAAAUCGAACACUGCUGUGUACAAUGAGUAUGAUUAAUUUUUUUCUCUUGUAAGAAAACAUUGCUUGGAGACCAAUGCUAUGUUUUUUUAUUUUUUAUUUUUGCAUGAUUAAAAAAGUUUAAUGAAUACUUCCACCAGCA
This is a messenger RNA of Rhineura floridana, 3387 nucleotides long. RefSeq names its product L3MBTL histone methyl-lysine binding protein 3 (gene L3MBTL3). The transcript is spliced from 23 exons. Bases 390 to 2777 code for a protein of 795 amino acids. Gene Ontology annotation, cellular component: nucleus. Gene Ontology annotation, biological process: regulation of DNA-templated transcription. Gene Ontology annotation, molecular function: protein binding; zinc ion binding. The record is from RefSeq and is a predicted model, not a curated record. NCBI's taxonomy places the organism in Eukaryota, Metazoa, Chordata, Lepidosauria, Squamata, Rhineuridae.